AUGCGUAAAUUCAUUGGCAUACCGACACUUUUUCGCGGAUUAAGUGAGUUCCCGUCUGGACCGGGAAAUACUCCAAACACAGAGGAGGCUGGAACUGGUUUGAUCUUUCCACAGAUUAUUAUCAAUCAGGCAUCGGGUUUACGUGUGUGUUAUCGAAAGGCAGAACUCCUAUUCACCCGACUAGAAGCUACAUUGGAACCGUUUCGCGAAUGGGUUGUUCUGGGACAUCUGAAUCUGGACGACCUGGUGGACUCACAUUGUCGCGAGUUGGUCGAUUUUGAGCGCAAUUUCAAGGGACUAAAGACACGCGGCAGGGAUGCAGAAAAGUUACCGAACGAGAUUCGCAUCGACUGUAUCACAGUGAAUUGUGUCCCGAUCAAAAUGGCCAUCGAGGGAUUGCUACAGAACUUGUUUGAAGCGUUGCAAAUAUGCCUUAGACGCUCCAUUCAAGGUGACCUGGUGGCGGCUGAUGCAUUUCUGACCGAUGCUCUGGAUAAGCUGUCCCAACGUCCACAAACAGUCGAUGAACUCAGUGAGGCCAAAGCUCGUCAGAAUGAGUUUGCCAAGUCUCGUAAUCGUCUUGUGGAACAGUUGACCUGUGCAGAAGCCAAAGAUCGACUGUUACGCAGUGUGGCCGGUAACGGUGUCUCGGCUGUCGGUACAACAAAGGCGAAAUGGGAGAAAUUUCAAAUGAUGAUGGAAAGUUUCCGACUGAUGAUGGACGAACAGUUGGAGGUACGACUUCAUCGCAUUCAUGGAUCGUACGUUAUGAAAUCAAAUGUACAGGCUCGCACAACCGCCUACUUUACUGCCCUGGAGAAAUUCAUCAGUCGUUGGAAUCAGUUUAAACCAGGUCGCGAAUUGUUGGACUGUGGAGACCAUGAAUCUUGCAAAGAAGCAGUUCGCCUAGUCAGAGAACGCCAAGCUGAGUUUCGAGAUCUGGAGGCAUCUCGAGCGAGUCUAAUGUAUGUUUAUCGCUUCCUCUUUUUCUCCGUUGCUCAAGAUUAUGAAAUCGUGUUCUUUUUGUGUAAUUUUAUGGUUAUACUACUAUCCCAAAGUCGGUUUACUUUCGAGUGUUUGUGCCAGUGCUCCGAUAGAAUCAAAUGUACGGUGCGAUUGAUUCAUCGUGUACCAUCGUCUCGUGCCUCUCACCCGUGA
Molecule: messenger RNA, 1158 nt
Organism: Echinostoma caproni
Lineage: Eukaryota; Metazoa; Platyhelminthes; Trematoda; Plagiorchiida; Echinostomatidae
Source: the annotation of a GenBank genome assembly